Molecule: messenger RNA, 579 nt
Organism: Dothidotthia symphoricarpi CBS 119687
Lineage: Eukaryota; Fungi; Ascomycota; Dothideomycetes; Pleosporales; Dothidotthiaceae
Exons: 2
Coding region: 1-579 (192 amino acids)
Source: RefSeq, a predicted model, not a curated record
AUGACUUGGGACGAGGACUACACUGCGGCAGGUCAGGGGCCACCCGCCCUCCGUAUCGGCAGCACUUCAACUCAAUUGAAGGCCGAAAGACGACACAUGCCUAUGCAAGGCGAUUCGGUUAACCGCGACGAGAUCGAAGACGGUAGUCGGGGCGAUGUUAUACUUUCCAGCAACUGUCUUAGGUCCACCCGUGACGACGAUGGCAGAAAUCUCAAAUUCGCGGUUGAGAAAUACGACGGCGACGAUUGGAGUGGCUACAGACUCCGCGACGUUGAAACCCAGGAGUUGGUAACUGUUGAUGGCGAUUGGGUGCGCCUUCAUCCCGAGGGCGACAAACCUGAGGAAGAUACGAUCAUGAUGUUCAAAGAGUUCGAAGAAGAUUCUGGACGGACAGCAUGGUUGAUGUGGUUCAAGAGUCGAGGCUCCGUUGUCCAUCUCAAUGACACCGGAUAUCUGAACCUCAAAGAUUCUGGCAGACAUGCGUUGUUUAACUUUUAUGACGGGAACGAGUCAACGUCGAGCAGCAUAAAAGCAGAUGUAGAUGCGGGAGAUUUUUCACGGUUUGAAAUAAGAUCUUGA